AGAAGCAGAAUUAAUUUUAAAAAAGCUCUGGAUUUUUCGAACUCAAUUCACAAAAUGACAUCGGUCGGUCCGGAUGAACCUCAGCGCGAUGGGGAUUCAUCAAAAUUGAAGAGUGAGAGGGAAGAUGGGAGUUCAGAAGUGGACGAGAAUAAAACGCGGUUUCUGAAAGUUCUGGAUCCGGAUGACCCGGUCAUGAGUAGAUUUCAAGAGGCUUUGAAAAAUCAUCUUCUACGAGUUGGAGAGAGAUUGACUACGGAGAUUGCUGAACUCCAAGCGGCUAACAAAGAGGCAUCAAGAAAGCGUGAGGAAAAAGGAAUGGAGAUGUAUGAAGCCCAGCGUGAGAUAUCUCGUCAACAGACCUCAAUCGAAAAAUACACGGCAUCCAUAGAUGACCUGAAGAACUCCCGAGAAGAGAAGCAGCACCGUCUCAAGGAGAAAAAGGAGCUGCGUAACAAAAUCCGUCUCGAGGUGGACGAGGAACGCCGUAGGGUCGAGGAAUUAUCGAGGGAAAUGGAAAGUACAUCCUCCCAAUGCAAACGAUUCGAGCAAUUCGAGGAGGAAGUGUCGCACCACUUGACCAUCGCGAAGAGAAUGUCCGAGAAGGAUGCUAGUGUCCAAAGAGAGUUGAUUCGGCAGAAGCAGCAGGAGGAUUAUCUUCUCCUGAAGUUGAGCGAGGAGGUUUGGAAAUUGGAGCGGGAGAUUGAGGAUCUGCGUAAACAGAGAGAGGUCAAGAGUCAGGACAAGGUGGUGAUUGAACAGACCAUUUCCGAUGCUGACGCUGAUCUUGGGGCCCUGCAGAGGGAGAGGAAAGGACUUCUAACGUCUUGGAAUCACGUUGUAGGAAAUAUUUUACAGAGGGAUAAGAUUACUGAGGAAUUAGGGGGAGAAAGGAGUAAAAUACGAGAGUCUUUCAAGACCCUUCAAGUUCGAAUUGAAAACACCAAAAGAGCUACGACAAAGGAGAUGGAGACAAACGAGAAAUUAACAGGUUUGCAGGCUAGAUUGGAGGAGGACAUCAGAUGCAAUCAGUCAGCUAUGGGAAUGGAAAAGGAUAAGGUCGACGUUUUGGAAUACAAAACACUUGAUGUUGCGAAAAUGCUCGAGAAAACGGAGGGCGAUUACGAAGCAACUUCUUGCGAAUUUGAAGGACUCAAAAAUGAAGAAAGGAUUCUGGAUAAGAAGCUGGAGAACCUAGGGAACGAGAAGACCACGGUUGAAGAGGAACUGAUAACAAAACUGAGCGAUAAAGUUACACAUGAUAAGACAGCCAUGCAUCUCAACAAAAUCGUACGAGAGGUGAAGGAAACGGUCAAUGAAUUCGAGCUGACAAUGCUACAAACUGAGAAUCAUUAUGGGAGAAAUUUAUUGGAGUUGGAGAAAAUGAAGAAUCUUGUGGCAAACGAGAAGGAGGAUUUGGAAGAGCUAAGUAAGGGAAAUAUCCUCAAAGAGAAGGAGUUGAAUAAAUUGAAAGUGGAGAUAGAGAGGACUGGAUUGAGCAUCGAGAAGAAACAGAAAAAAGUAGCGGAUUCGAAUAGAGAUAUUGCAGAGAUAAACAGAUUAGGUGGAGCCCUAGAUAUGACCACCCAAGACCUAAAAAUCACUUCCCUAGAGAAAAAAAUCGAGGACCUAGACUUGAAAAAUCAAGAAGCCCAGAAAUACUGGUUGCGUCAAGAAGGAAACAUGGUGAAUCUCAGUCAAGAACGAAACACGCAACUUCAAGAGCUCAACCGAUUGAGCCGGCAAAUAACGAUAAUGGAGCAGAAGAAUCUAAAGCUGGAGUACGCACUGGAAAAGGAAAAAAAGACCGAGGAGAAAAUCGAUAGGCGCAUGAAAGAGCUUCGCCAGAGACUUCUGAGAACAAACACCCUCUUAGCAGAGAGAAAAGAAUUGCGCAACAGUCUCCUCGAUAAAAAUUUCAUCACUCAGGAUGAAUACGUGAAAACCCUCAAAGCGGCUGAAAUUGAAUUAGUCAGGCUCCAAAAUGAAAUAAAAGAAUUGAAGGAGGAGAAGGUGACGCUAGAGGAGACACUCUGUGCAGCUCAUCGCGAGUAUUUUUCAUGGGAAAAGAAAAUGAAAUUGGCCGCGGAGACGUCGAAAAUUGUCAAAGAGGAACGAAGUUCUGGGGGGGAUAUUGGAAUUAUGAAGAGUGAGAUCCAUAAAAUGGAGAUGAGACUGUUGCAUCUUAGAAAGGCGCAGGAAAAAAUGAUCAGGGACAUGGAGUACUGCAUUGCCAGAAGAGAAGUCAUUAUCGAUGGGGCUUUGGCGAGAGAGAAAAAAAAUCCGAAGGGAAUUCACAACAAGAGAGUGAUUAUGCAGAAGAGGUUGGAUGAUCGAAGAAUGAAGAUUAAACAAGUGAUGAAAGACACCAAAACUUUGGAGAACUCUAUUGAUGAUCUAAAAACAGCACGAGCAAAGCUUCAAGCAGAAAUUGAUGAGAAUCGAACGCUUCUCAAAUCUUAUCAGGACACAAGUCCUGACAUUGAUCGUCAGAUCUCCGAAGGGGAGUUAUUAAAACAUCAUAAACUCGAAUGCUUAGUUAGGAAGCAACGAAAAGUUCGAAUGCUUCAAAAAGUUCGAGAUGGACAGUAUAAAAUGCUCUUCAAAUCCGAAACGACACUGAACGAUGAACUUGAGAAGCAGAGGAUGUUAAAUAUUCAGUUAUCAGAGAUAAUGGAGGAAACCAAUCGAGAUUUUCCCCAUUUAAAGGAGGACAUCAGGAAAAUAAUGUUAACGGUUGAAGCUUCAUAA
Molecule: messenger RNA, 2748 nt
Organism: Diachasmimorpha longicaudata
Lineage: Eukaryota; Metazoa; Arthropoda; Insecta; Hymenoptera; Braconidae
Gene: l(2)41Ab
Product: coiled-coil domain-containing protein 40
Exons: 7
Coding region: 55-2748 (897 amino acids)
Biological process (GO): axoneme assembly
Cellular component (GO): cytoplasm
Source: RefSeq, a predicted model, not a curated record